Tuber aestivum (summer truffle) is the source of this 1450-nucleotide messenger RNA. Lineage: Eukaryota; Fungi; Ascomycota; Pezizomycetes; Pezizales; Tuberaceae. The record is from the annotation of a GenBank genome assembly.
AAGCAAAUACCGCAGUAACUCAGCACCCGGCACCUGAUCCGAGAAGUUCGGUCAAGGUCGGUCUCAACUGUUGAGGAAGCCCUCUCCCCCCAUCCAGAUACCGGUACAGGUAGUCUAUCCAGGAAAUGUUUAAAUUCCCUCUCCCCCGCACCACCAUUUCCUCACCCAAACCCUUCGUCAGACUCCCUACUGCUACUACUACCGCUACAAAUUCCAUACAAGGACUUCAUAGUAUCCUGAAUAGCUACAAGUACGUUGCGGCAAUGUCCACCUUACCGCAAAAGUCGGAAUGGCUCUGCAUCUUGCCGGACCAGGCUGAUGGUGGCCUGGAGAGGAGACUUAAGGUUCGCGCGUGAGUAAUUCAUCUGAACGAAAGGAGGAGUUCUACUUUUUCUGAGAGGUAUUAUUAGGGAACACCUCGAGGGCAUCAAAAGGAACCAAGAAGCCGGAUUCGCCAACUUUGGCGGUUUGUUUCUUCAUCAAAUUACUUGUGGGAUAUACAUGAAUGAGUGAAGCUACUGAUCUGUCCUAACAGGAGUAUUCCUCAAUGAACCCGCAAAAGAAGGGGAGACCCCCUCCUUCAAGGGAUCCAUCAUCGUUGCUACGGGCGUGAGUAAAGAGGAUGUUCUCGAGGUGUUGAAGCAAGACGUUUAUUCCAAGAAUGAUGUGUGGGAUUGGGAAAAGGUCGUCCUUCUUCUUUCCCCCUACCUCCAAAUAGCAUGGGCUAACACUACUACAUCCCAGUAGGCCGAGAUCUAUCCCGUAUGUAACCGUUUGCGCUUCCAGUCGGUGGACUCCAUUGCUAAUGGUCAAUAUAGUUCAAAACUGGAAUUGCAUCCCCACUUCCGUAUGUUUAGGUUGGACGGCGACGGAUGGAGAUGACUCGUCGUGAAGAUUGCUAUUUUAAUAGACGUUUAAAUACCCCCUCCGUCCCACAAUUUCAUGUAACCACACCUCCCCUAAAAUUUGUAGUGAAUGCACUGGUACGAUAUCGGGAUAGUGAUAAAUGCAAGAGAGUAAGAUACCGUAUCUAGUUGGGCGAGGACGGGGGAGAAUCUGAGGGAAUUAAGUUCUUGAAGUAUGGGUGCUCUGAUUGAGCCUUAGGGAAACAUGUCUUGCUUUGGGGGCUGCGGGGUUGGAGAUUAGGUAUUCGUAGUAUGACGUAUGAUGCCAUACCAUACAGUGUAUGAUAGCUCGCGUUAAUGCUGCAUCGUACGAGUACGGUAGUGUGCCGGAAUACUGCAUUAAGUUAUGGUAUUGUACGAGUACUGUACUUGGUUAUUCCAUGGAGUGAUGAGACAUGCAGGUUCCCCACCUUCCACGCCCGGGUGUGGCCCUGCAACCUUGCCUCACAAAAAUCGCGAAAUAUCAAUUCUCUGUAGAAAUGUCUCUUAGCCACGGCAUAGGAUUACCGUAUACGGAAGGCGGGGAAUCUGCAUGUCCCAUCAAC